AUGGCAGAGGAGAACCAGAGUCAGGUGACCGAGUUUGUGCUUCUAGGUUUUUCCCAGGAACGGCCCUUCCUCUUCCUCAUCUUCCUGGCCAUUUACUUGGUCACGGUGCUGGGCAACACUGCAAUCCUUGCACUCAUCUUCCUGGAUUCCCGUCUCCACAGUCCCAUGUACUUCUUCCUCAGUCACCUCUCUUGCUUGGAUAUUUGCUAUUCAUCAGUCACAGUGCCCAAAAUCCUGGUGAACACCCUCCAUCUGCAGACAACCAUCUCCUACCAGGGGUGCCUGGCUCAGAUGUUCUUCUUGAUGGGGUGUGCAGGGGCUGAGUGCGCACUCCUGGCCGUCAUGGCCUAUGACCGCUAUGCAGCAGUCUGCCAGCCUCUGCGCUACACUCGUGUCAUGCGGUGGGAUGUCUGCAUGGUGGCAGCUGCCGGCUGCUGGCUCUGGGGAAUGCUGGACUCUGCCGUGCACACCUUCCUCGCCUCUAGGUUGUCCUUCUGCGGGGUAGCCCAGGUCCAGCACAUCUUCUGCGAUGUCCCCCCGCUACUGAGGAUUGCCUGCAGCAACACCCGCCCCAGUGAAGUGGCACUCCAUGUUGCCAGCAUCUUUGUGGGCCUCAGCCCCUUCCUCUUUGUUGUCAUCUCCUACCUCCGCAUCCUGGUUGCCGUGCUCAGGAUGCCAAUGGCGGUCAGCCGGCACAAGGCCUUCUCUACGUGUGCUGCACACCUGCUUGUGGUUGUGCUGUAUUUCGGAAUGGCCAACCUGAACUACAACCGCUCCAGUGCUGGCUACUCGCCGGAGGCAGACACGCUGGUCUCUGUGCUGUACUGCAUCGUCAUCCCCAUGCUGAACCCCAUCAUCUACAGCCUCCGCAACCAGGAGGUGCGCGGUGCCCUGAGGAAGGUGUUGCAGUGA
Molecule: messenger RNA, 912 nt
Organism: Tinamus guttatus (white-throated tinamou)
Lineage: Eukaryota; Metazoa; Chordata; Aves; Tinamiformes; Tinamidae
Product: olfactory receptor 5V1
Biological process (GO): G protein-coupled receptor signaling pathway
Cellular component (GO): membrane
Molecular function (GO): G protein-coupled receptor activity; olfactory receptor activity
Source: RefSeq, a predicted model, not a curated record